This is a messenger RNA of Callithrix jacchus (white-tufted-ear marmoset), 2138 nucleotides long. It is a transcript of the gene C5H20orf173, whose product is annotated as chromosome 5 C20orf173 homolog. Gene Ontology annotation, molecular function: beta-galactoside (CMP) alpha-2,3-sialyltransferase activity. Gene Ontology annotation, biological process: sialylation. Gene Ontology annotation, cellular component: membrane. The record is from RefSeq and is a predicted model, not a curated record. Lineage: Eukaryota; Metazoa; Chordata; Mammalia; Primates; Cebidae.
AUGAAGCGCUGGCAGAUUUUUGUUCUGUGGAUCUUUUGGGUGCUCAUCCUCUGGCUGAUGGCCCCCUAUCUGGAUCUGACGCCUGAAUCAGCACCCCAGGAAAAACGAAUGUACUUGGUUCCACGGCAUUGCAACUGCCCCUGGUUCAGUUUUGGGACGUUUGGCUGCCCUUCUGAGACCCUCAACUGCUCCUCCUGCCCCCACCCAGCCACAGAAUGGAACUGGCUUGAUGCGUGCUCCAGGAAGACCAUGGGCUACCUGAUGAGGACCAGGGAGUCUAUGACCUCUGACACUGUGCUCUGGUGGUUGGGCAUGAACUUGGGGAGCAAGCUUGGGAAAUUGUGGAAGAAUCUGUUUAAAGUGAUUCCCAGGCUCUUGGUGAACCAUUUUGAUUUUUAUUGUGGGACUUGUGUGCUGUUGGGGCACCCACAGAUCCUGCAGGGCUCCAGCCUUGGCAAUGACAUCGACCAAUACCCCGUGGUUUUCAGGAAUGCCAGUGACCAGGGUUCCUGGAUGCAGCUGCAGAUGCUGCUGCAGAAGCUCUCGGAGCUGGUGUGGACUUCAGAUGCUCUGAGUGACGAGAUUUUGGAAGAUGGUCCAGUUCCCUAGUGGAGUGGAAGAUAGCAAAGACAUGAACGAGCCAGUUGUCCAGUCACGUCCACUGCAUUCGGCACAGCCAGGGACCAGCAGGAAUUGGUGAUACCCUCGAGGAGGCUAAAACUAAAAGAGAAAAAGAGGGGGCUGAGAAAAAAAAAAACCCACAAAAUGGUGAGAGUCUCGCCAACAAUCUGGGGACAGAUCAAACAACUGACUCAGCGAGCUGCAGCAACAAUCACCGGCCGAGGCCCCCAGAUGACUCCUGAAAUUAUGUUCGUGGCUAUGAUGACAAUUAUAGCAUGCCAGGUGUGCUAUGAGGGAGCAGAGGGGUGCUGGGCAUUUGUCCCAGUUUUACAGCCAGUGACCUGGGGAAGUCAAUCAGUUCCUGUGUUAGUAAAUGACACUCGGAUACUUGGAGGAAGAGGUGGAGCUCCGGAGCACUCCUCCUACUAUGGAAAUUAUAAUUACUCUGGAUGGACCGCUGACCCUCCUUUAUGUGUCUCCAUGAUGGAGCAAACAGGUUGUAUAAACAUGACACGAAAAAAUAAAACGACAGCAGCCACUAUUAGGGUAGCCAGUCUUUCAGGACCUUGGAACCUUUCUCGUUACCAGUCCAAGAUUAGUAAAUGGGGGUUUCCAAACAACAUGCGUGACAUUUCAGGUAUACACCCCCCCCAUGAAAUAUCGCCACUGUAAGACUGGGAUACAAUUUAAAGGCUUUCUGGAGUGGAAGGACUGUGCUCGUGUGCUCCCUGGACAAUGUGUGAGCCGUCUCACAAUACAGUUAAUUGUGCUGCGUACCCAGAAGACAUGUCAUUCAGAGUGUUCGUCAGUAAUGUUCUAACAACAAACCAUGGGACUUUGCAAAAGGAACUGUGGCGUCUAGUCGCUGCUAUGGACUAUGUCGAUUUUUCCAGCAUAUUUACAGAUGACAUGUAUGGACUAAAGGCUUGUGUUCCUAGCCCUUAUGUGACUGUAACAGGGGAGGUCAAUGUAACCCAAUAUGGAGGGAAAUUUUAUGUGUCUUGUAGAAACUGUAAUCUUACUUAUUGUGUAUAAUAAUACUUACAAUAAGGGACAAAGUACUGCUGUUAAAGCAGCCUGUAUAUGUGAUGAUUCCUGUGAUGAUUCCUGUCAAUUUAACAAGAGUGGUAUGAGAAUAGGGGUUUGGUAGUGUCACAACACAUGAAAAAAAUGUUGUUUCAUGUAGGAGAGCACGGAGAUUAUUGAUUUUGGGUAUUGUAACACUGAUACAAAUUAUUGCCAGUUCUACAGUUCCUGCCUUUUCACUUUCCCAAACUACUCAAACAGCCCAUUAUGUAAACCAAUUGACAUCAAAUGUUUCUCAACGUAUGGCCACUCGGGAGAAUAUUGAUCGGAGGUUAGAGGCCAGACUGGCAGCUCUUGAGACAGCCACUGUGUUUAUAAAAAAUGAACUGGAGAUGAUAAGGUUAAGACAAAGACUUAGAUGUCACUGUAAUUAUAUUGCUAUCUGUGAGACCCCUGUAAUUUGAAAUUAUACAAAAUAGAAAUGAAAAACA